Ruditapes philippinarum (Manila clam) is the source of this 1705-nucleotide messenger RNA. RefSeq names its product beta-1,3-galactosyltransferase 5-like. Gene Ontology annotation, molecular function: hexosyltransferase activity. Gene Ontology annotation, cellular component: membrane. The coding region runs from base 38 to 1234 and encodes 398 amino acids. NCBI's taxonomy places the organism in Eukaryota, Metazoa, Mollusca, Bivalvia, Venerida, Veneridae. The record is from RefSeq and is a predicted model, not a curated record. The transcript has a single exon.
UUAAAUUCUCUACAGAGUUACCACAUUAUAGACGAAGAUGGCGAGAAAUAUGCUAAAGCUGUACCUGAAAUUUGGAGGAGGACUCAUCCAGUCUGUUUGUGUAUGUCUAAUGUUAUUUGUCAUAAUAUUAACUGUAAAUGACACUACAAGAUUAGCGAGACUUGCUGCGGAGGUACAUAACCUCCCCUGUUGUAAACGUAAUGACAUACGUAGGUCGUAUAUUUUAAGUAAAAACAAUUCCGGCUUCAAUCAUGUAAGCGCCGAACAAACACGAAGUAACCAAACCCUAAGUACCAAAAAUACUUCAAAUUCUUUUAACGAAACACACGCACGAAAAGAUAAAUAUUUGGACUGGAUUCCAUAUCCACAACAAAAGCUUGUUCCACUAUCAGACAAUCCUUAUGUGAUUUCAAACAGUGAUAUUUGCAGAAAAAUCAAUCAUGUAGACGUUAUUGUUCUAAUACAUUCAGCUACUGAAAAUUUUAAAAGGAGACAAGGCAUAAGAAAUACAUGGGGAAACGUCACUGCACUAAAACAUAAGAAUUUGAAAAUUGUUUUUAUAUUAGGUUUGACUGAAAACAAGAUACAAAUGGCAAUAGAACGUGAAAAUGACAAAUAUAGAGAUAUAAUACAAGGAAGAUUUAUCGAUACCUAUCAGAAUUUGACGCAUAAGGCUGUGCUUGGAUUACGCUGGGUGAGAGACUUUUGCUUAGGUGAAAGCCGGGUUUUAAAAGUGGACGACGAUGUGUUUAUAAACACUUUUAAACUGUUUUCCAGCUUUCACAAGACAUUUGAUAACAUAGAAAAUAUCAUAUAUUGUGAGCGACAAGGUGCAAACACUAGUGUCAUUCAAAGGAACGAAGACAGUAAGUGGAAAGUUAAUGAGAAAGAAUUAGAGCACUUUAGUUAUUUUCCUUUGAACUAUUGUCACGGUUUCUUCAUUUCCAUGACAACAAAGAUGGCUUCAGAAUUAUAUGAAGCUGCUCGUGAUAUGCCAUUCUUCUGGAUAGAUGAUUUCUUUGUGUAUGGAUUGUUAACUGAUAAAAUCGGUGUUAAUAGAAACCUCUAUGAUAUGCAUGAUUUAUUGUCACUGCACACGUAUAAUUCUUUAGACUGCUUUGGGUCAGAAACCACGCGAUGCAAUCUUCUUGUUGGUAAUGCUCCGAGUUUAGAAUUUAUGCAGUUGAUGUGGAAGAAAAUGUUGAAUCAAAAUGAUGUUGUACCUGCUGUUUGAAAAACUUAUUUUCGAACGUGCGUUUAUUUUUAUUCUAACUUCGAAAUGUGAUCAGCUAUUUAGCCCAAUGCAAAGUGUUAUAAAGUCUUAGAAAAUGCACAACAAAGAAGAAGAAGAAGAAGAUGGUAAUCAAGAAGGAGAAGAAAUGAACAUCGAGACGUAACAAGAAAAGAGUAGUCUCAGAACAUAUGAAGAAGAAAAAAGACAUUUGAGUAUACAUGCAAUUAACAAAAUUGUUUUAGCAAAAUCGUUGUUUAUUUUUCAAAUGAAAAUAUUGUUGAUGCUUGAAAAUUAAAAUAUACAUGUAUAUAAUUAAAGAGAAAUUAUCGAUUUUAUAUCACCUCUUAAUGUUUAGAAAUAUAGUAUCAAUGGUCAAUCGUCGGCAUUUAUAUCAUAAAAUAUGACCGUAUCUACUUCCUGAUUCAUAGUGUGAAUGUCAUUUGAAUAAGAAAUAGAAGUAAAGAAUACAGU